Solanum tuberosum (potato) is the source of this 1041-nucleotide messenger RNA. RefSeq lists its product as uncharacterized. The coding region runs from base 60 to 893 and encodes 277 amino acids. The transcript has a single exon. Gene Ontology annotation, cellular component: plasma membrane. NCBI's taxonomy places the organism in Eukaryota, Viridiplantae, Streptophyta, Magnoliopsida, Solanales, Solanaceae. The record is from RefSeq and is a predicted model, not a curated record. Gene Ontology annotation, biological process: defense response to other organism.
CAGAAAUAUAAAUUCUAUUUUUCUUCUGCCAAAUCUAAGCUCAUUUUUUCUCUCCAAAAAUGGCUGACAGAGUUCACCCUUCAGCUAAGCCAAAUGGCAAUGCCACCAAUAUUGCCGCUGCCGCUGCCGUCAAUCCCAAAGCCGCCGCAAAACCGCCGCAAUUUCCUCCUCCGGCGGCGAAGAACCAAAUGUAUAACCCGAAUCGCAUCCCUUACCGACCAACUCCAACUGCCUACCACCGACACAACCGCCGCCGUUGCACCUGUCGCCGGUGCUUCUGCUUCUGUUGUUUCUGGUCACUCCUCCUCAUCUGCACCGUCCUACUCCUCGCCGCAAUCGCCGGCGCCGGUUUCUACUUCCUAUUCCGCCCAAAACCUCCGGCAUUCUCCGUCUCCUCACUCAAAAUCAUCCAAUUCAAACUCACUACUACCUCCGACGACACUACACACCUCACUGUUAAGCUCAAUCUCACACUCUCCACUAAAAACCCUAACAAAAAGCUGAUUUACAACUACGAUCCUAUUUCCUUAACUGUGAACUCGAAUUCAGUUCUACUAGCUAAUGGAUCGUUCACAGGUUUCAGCAGCGGUCCAAAUAACAUCACGAUCAUUCACUCAACUCUAUCAAUGGCGUCUCAAGUGCUCGAUGCGGAUUCAAUUUCAUCGUUGAAAUCAGAUCUGAAGAGAAAAAAUGGAUUACCGAUGAAGAUCUUGUUGGAUACAAUGGUGUUAGCGAAAAUGGAUAAACUGAAAAGUAAGGAAGUCGGGAUCAGAGUUACUUGUGACGGAAUCCAUGGAAGAAUUCCGACGGGGAAAACUCCGGCGGUGGCUUCAACUACAAAUGCUAAAUGUAAGGCUGAUUUACGCAUGAAGAUCUUAAAAUGGACCUUCUAAUUCAUUUUUUUGGGUGAGUGAAGGGUGAAAAACGCACCUAAAUUAUCUCGGUGAAUUAUUUAUUGGGUGUGGAAGUUUUUUUUUAUCUGAAGUAUCAUCAAAUAUUUAUCGAAUCACACGUUAAUCAUAAUGCAUUCACUUUUUUCUA